CUUUACAGGCCAGUGCAGUUUCUGCUUUAGAGACGUAUUCACAGAAUCACUCAUUUACUGUGAGUGUGGAACUGAAAUGUGCAUAAAACAUUCGCAUAAUCAUAAUGAACCAGCGCACACAAGAAUACAGCUUACUAUCACAGGUGUAAUGCCAGAUAUUGACGUACAGGUAGAGACACCUGAUGAGAAUAUAGAUAAAUCAUCAAUUGAAUCACAGGUAAGACAGUUUUUAUUCACACCCUCAGUGGAAGGAAUAAGAAUUAAAAAGUGUACACAUUUAAGCCCAGAAGGAGAUAUAAAUAUAGAAACGGAUAAGUGCACUGAGUGUGAUAUAAAUAGUAAUUCUUGGGUAUGCAUAAAGUGCAAUAAAGUACUGUGUGGAAGACAGCAGUACGGAAUAGAAGGGAAUGGGCAUGCCAUGAAUCAUUAUACAGCGGAUAAUGAACAUUCUGUAUAUUUAAAAGUGCAGAGCAUAGAUAGCACUAGAAAGAUUGCGGAUGUAUACUGUUAUAAAUGUGAUGACAUGAUUAGUCAUGAUAUAUACGGCCGUAUAAGAAAUAAUAUAAAAAAUGAAAAUAGAAAAAAUAAAAAAAGUAGAAGAAAUAAAAAGUAGUAAAGUAACUGAAAAUGCGGAUAUUUCUGAGAGUGAUUCAUCUGUGGUUUUAAACACAAUGGAAAUAUCUAAGAGGCUUAACAGUAAAGAAGAAGAUAUUUAUCAGAGGUUAGAAACUGAGGGUGAGAAGCAGAUUAUUCCGUAUUUUAAAGUAUGCGCAGAUGAGGGGAUAAUUGAUUUGGGGAAUACUUGUUAUAUCUCAUCGGUACUUCAAGCAAUUACAUACUGUAUUUCAGCUACUGAGUGCAGUGAGAGAGUAAAUCCUGUAUAUCCAACAGAGUGUGAGCGGCCUAAAGAAUGUUUUGGGUGUCAGUUUAAGAAAGUGUUUAAGAGGAUUGAGUGGUCGCAUAAGAAGAAGUCUGGUAAUUUUUCUGUUAAUCAGUUCUGUAAAGUAAUUUCCAGUAUUUAUCCUGUUUAUGUUGUAGGUACACAGCAGGAUGCAUCUGAGUAUUUUUUGGCCUUACUCACACUUAUAGAGAGUUAUAGUGAAAUGGGCCACUUUACAGGACUAUUUGACUGUUUUAAGAUUCAGCAGGAGAUUCACACAGUGUGCCGUGAAUGUGAUUCUAUUACAAAACAAAAAGAAACUGCAUCUAUUCUUUAUAUAGGAUUCAACCAAACAGUGAAUGAUUUAUUUGCUGAAGAAGAAGUACAGGCUAAAUGUGAGUGUGGGAGGAAGAAAAAACAAAGAACGUAUCUUACACAUGCACCAAGUAUAUUUACAGUGUGUGUAGGGAAGGGUUUAAAUAUAGAUGAGAAUAAAGAGAAUCCAACAGAAUUUACAGUAAAGGACGUGGCCGGGAAAGAGGUAAAGUAUGUACUUGAGGCAGCAAUUAUAUACAGAGGAACAGCACAAGCCGGUCAUUAUAUUGUACAGGUGCCUCUUAAAGAGAGUUAUGACUUAGGAAAACUUCUAUUCAGUGAGUAUGAAAAGGAGCAUGUACACUCACAAAAACCACAAGAAAUAAGCGAGCACCCAAAAAAGUCUGUGCAUAAUGAGAAAGUACAUAAAAAGCAUAAACCAUCCACGGGGAUAACAGAAAAAGCAGCAUAUUUAGUUCAUGACAAUGAUAAAAUGGGAAUUCAGAAGUUGCUUCUACCCGAUGCAACCAUGCUUUUCUAUAAAUUGUCUAAUGAAUAAACGGUAUCAGUGUG
Molecule: messenger RNA, 1768 nt
Organism: Nematocida parisii ERTm1
Lineage: Eukaryota; Fungi; Microsporidia
Product: ubiquitin carboxyl-terminal hydrolase 14
Exons: 1
Coding region: 570-1754 (394 amino acids)
Biological process (GO): protein deubiquitination
Molecular function (GO): cysteine-type deubiquitinase activity
Source: RefSeq, a predicted model, not a curated record